Molecule: messenger RNA, 825 nt
Organism: Orbilia oligospora ATCC 24927
Lineage: Eukaryota; Fungi; Ascomycota; Orbiliomycetes; Orbiliales; Orbiliaceae
Exons: 5
Coding region: 1-825 (274 amino acids)
Cellular component (GO): ascospore wall; prospore membrane; lipid droplet
Source: RefSeq, a predicted model, not a curated record
AUGUCUGCUCCAGAUAGAAUCAAAUCCCUCGUGCGGGAAGAAGCGAAUCAGGCCAUCAGUAUCUCGAAAGAUGCAGCAAACUCGGGGUCGUAUAUGUUCCCAAUCCAGGGGAUAUACCACUUCCUUCGAUAUCCUUCUCUCCAACGUCCGCUUUGGCGCAAGGUUCUACCGACAAUACUGCUCUCCGUCGUGGUGAUAGUCUCCAUGUUUUUCGUUACAUAUCUUCCACAAGCAGCCAUUCUCACCUUUGUUGAUGGACCUAUCGCGUUUGUUAAUGCCGCUAUGUUGGUUUUGUCAGAAAGUUCGACGUUGAUAUUGCUUAUUAGCAAGCGGUGGUGGCUGGAUGAUGCUACGGUCGAGGUCUUUGAUGCGGUCUUGGUUCAACAAAAUCAAACAGCUUUAGUAUCUGCCGGUCGCGAGAUAAAACCUACAGGAGGUUCUGAUCCACUUAGCAAGCUGGGGAAACGACUCCAGAAGCCCUUUGGAGACGGGUUGGUGAAGAGUUUGAUACGAUACGUUGUCCUACUUCCGUUGAACUUCAUCCCAGUUAUUGGAACUAUAAUUUUCUUCGUCUUGAAUGCUCGCAAUGUUGGGCCGGCUCAUCAUGCUAGAUAUUUUCAACUCAAGGGAUUUUCGAACACGGAAAGGGCGGACUAUAUCAAGAAGAACCAGGGCGGAUACGUUGGAUUUGGUUUGGCUUGCGUGCUUUUGAACUUGGUUCCAAUUGUUAAUAUUGUCUUCGCUUUUACUCAUACUGUGGGUGCGGCGCUUUGGGCUGCCAAGUUAGAGAAGAUCGAGGCAAGCCGUGGGAUGAAAGAAGAAUAG